AUGGAUAGUGAGUAUUUGGAAAAGCUAAAACCUUUCCACGAGGGCAUUCCCCCACAGAAUCCGGAACUCGACAAGUCGCGUUAUUUGUUAUCAGAUCAACAGAGGCAAAAAUUCGAUAUUGAGAGCACUAUCAAACGGUUUCAGCAUUUACUGAACUUAAGCGGUUUAUUCAGACACUUUAUAGAACGGAGGGCUGCUAAAGACGAAAGAUUCAAGCAGGUACUGGAAAUCCUGGAUGACCCGUCAUCUAAGAAAGGCGCCAACUCUAAAGCUCACCAGGAUAAACGUAGAAGGAAAACCGAAACGGAAGAAGAUGCUGAGCUUUUGAAGAACGAAGAAGAUGAAGGAGAAGAGGAAAUCGAAUUCCAGUUCAGAGAGUCCCCUGCGUAUAUCAACGGUGCACUAAGACCAUACCAAGUCCAAGGUUUGAAUUGGCUAGUGUCACUUCACAGAAACAACUUGGCAGGCAUAUUAGCAGAUGAAAUGGGGCUGGGGAAAACACUCCAAACAAUUUCAUUUUUGGGCUAUUUGCGCUACGUAGAAAAAAAACGAGGCCCCUUCCUAGUAAUUGCGCCCAAAUCAACUUUAAACAAUUGGCUGAGAGAGAUCAACAGAUGGACUCCAGAAGUCAAUGCAUUCAUUCUACAAGGCGAUAAAGAGGAGAGAGCGAAGCUAGUGUCAGAAAAGUUACUUUCCUGUGAUUUUGAUAUCGCGAUUGCCUCCUAUGAGAUAAUUAUCAGGGAAAAAUCCGCUUUCAAGAAGAUUGAUUGGGAGUACAUUAUCAUCGAUGAGGCCCAUAGAAUAAAGAAUGAAGAGUCUAUGCUUUCACAGGUCUUAAGAGAGUUUUCAUCGCGUAAUAGAUUACUGAUAACCGGUACUCCUUUACAAAAUAAUCUACAUGAACUUUGGGCUCUUCUAAACUUUUUGCUUCCAGAUGUAUUUUCUGAUUCCCAAGCAUUUGAUGAUUGGUUUUCAUCAGAAACUAGUGAAGAAGACAAAGAGAAUGUGGUAAAGCAAUUGCAUACCGUUUUACAACCUUUCUUAUUACGCAGGAUAAAAAAUGACGUUGAAAAGUCUCUGCUUCCAAAGAAGGAAUUGAAUUUAUACGUUGGUAUGUCAAACAUGCAGAGAAAAUGGUACAAACAGAUUUUAGAGAAAGACUUAGAUGCGGUGAAUGGUGUAAAUGGUAACAAGGAGUCUAAGACGAGAUUGCUCAAUAUUAUGAUGCAGUUGAGAAAGUGUUGUAACCAUCCAUAUCUAUUUGAUGGGGCCGAACCUGGUCCACCAUAUACGACUGACGAGCAUCUCAUCUACAACUCUGCUAAACUGAAAGUUCUAGACAGACUCCUUAAGAAAGUGAAAGAAGAAGGCUCUCGUGUUCUUAUCUUCAGUCAGAUGUCAAGAGUUCUUGACAUUAUGGAAGAUUACUGUUAUUUCAGAAAUUAUGACUAUUGUAGAAUCGAUGGUUCAACUGCACAUGAGGAUAGAAUUGAGGCAAUUGACGAAUUUAAUGCACCAGAUUCCAAGAAAUUCAUCUUUCUCUUGACAACACGUGCCGGUGGUCUAGGUAUCAACUUGACAACAGCAGAUGUGGUGGUAUUAUAUGAUUCAGAUUGGAAUCCACAAGCUGAUCUACAAGCAAUGGAUAGAGCACACAGAAUUGGGCAGAAGAAGCAAGUAAAAGUUUUCCGCCUAGUGACGGACAACUCAGUCGAGGAGAAGAUUCUGGAAAGAGCUACUCAAAAAUUGAGAUUGGAUCAGUUAGUUAUUCAGCAAGGAAGAUCGCCACUCAAUACUAAAGAAUCCAAAAAGGGUGACUCUAAAGAGGGUUUACUUUCAAUGAUUCAACACGGCGCGGUGGAUGUCUUCAACACGUCCAGUACAGCUUCGAGCAGCAAAGGGACACCACAGCCAGAAGAUGCUCGUGAUAAAGAUGAUGACAUUGAUUUAGAUUCAUUACUGGCAAUGUCUGAGGGGAAGACGCAGUCCUUAAACCAAAAAUACGCAGCAUUGGGGUUAGAUGACCUACAAAAAUUCAAUCAAGAUUCGGCUUAUGAGUGGAACGGUCAAGAUUUCAAAAAAAAAUCUGGAAAGGAAAUCAUUAGUCCGAUAUGGAUCAAUCCAACUAAACGUGAACGUAAGGAAAAUUAUUCCAUCGAUGGCUAUUACAAAGAUGUUUUAAAUACAGGUCGCUCAUCCACCCCUGCGCAGCCAAAAAUGCCAAAACCUCAACCUUUCAAUAGUCAUCAGUUGCUAUCUCCUCAGCUUAAGGUUCUUUAUGAGAAAGAAAGAAUGUGGGCAACUAAGAAGUCUAAUUAUGUGCCUACCAUGGAAGAUGUUAAAACGACAUAUGGUGAAAUUGAAGAUGAAGAAGAGAAAAAAGCUAGAUUAGAGAUGCUCACUUUAGCAGUUGCUAACGCACAACCAUUGACAGAAGAGGAACAGAAAUUGAAAAUUGAAUUAGAAGCGGAAGGAUUCACCAACUGGAACAAAGUUGAUUUCAGAAAAUUCAUAAGCGCUUCAGGAAAAUACGGCAGGAACUCAAUUAAGGCAAUAGCCCUGGAAAUGGCCCCCCAAAAGACUGAAGAUGAAGUUCGUGAGUAUGCGAAAGCAUUUUGGGCAAACAUUCAGAAAGUUGAUGAUUACGAAAAGUACUUGAAAAGUAUUGAAACAGAGGAGGAAAGAGUGAGACGAGUUAAACUGCAACAGGAGGCGUUGAGACGGAAAAUAGCCAUGUGCACGAACCCUCUAUUUGAUUUAAACUUGAAAUAUCCCCCCUCUAACAAUAACAAGCGCGUAUUUUCUGAGGAAGAAGAUCGAUUUCUGCUGAUAAUGCUGUUCAAAUAUGGGAUAGAUAGAGAAAAUGUCUAUGAACUGAUCAGAGAUGAAAUUAGAGACUCACCGCUUUUUGAAAUGGACUUUUUUUUCCAAAGUCGGACUCCAAUUGAGCUCAAUCGAAGAGCCAUAACUCUCUUACAAUGCCUUGAAAAGGAAUUCAAUGUCGGCAUUGUACUUGAUGAUCAAGUAAAGCAGAGAAUUGCUGAAGAAGAUCAGGCUGGCACAGCUAUGCGCAAACAAGAGGAAGAGGCUCUCAAAAGAGAAAGAGAAGAGGACGAUAAAGCUGUAGCGGAAGAGGUGGAUGUCUCCAAAAAAAUCAAAGUCGAGUAA
Molecule: messenger RNA, 3168 nt
Organism: Lachancea fermentati
Lineage: Eukaryota; Fungi; Ascomycota; Saccharomycetes; Saccharomycetales; Saccharomycetaceae
Source: the annotation of a GenBank genome assembly